Nothobranchius furzeri (turquoise killifish) is the source of this 5096-nucleotide messenger RNA. It is a transcript of the gene capn1, whose product is annotated as calpain 1. Gene Ontology annotation, molecular function: calcium-dependent cysteine-type endopeptidase activity; calcium ion binding. Gene Ontology annotation, biological process: proteolysis. Gene Ontology annotation, cellular component: cytoplasm. The record is from RefSeq and is a predicted model, not a curated record. Lineage: Eukaryota; Metazoa; Chordata; Actinopteri; Cyprinodontiformes; Nothobranchiidae.
UUUAUUGACUCAAGUUGUUUUUGUUUUCCUCUUUAGGGCUCAGCAGCCGGUGGGAGGAGACACCGACAUCCUGCAGCCUGUCCUCACCCCUGCAUCCAGCUGUAGCCAAACCAACAUCCUCAUCUCUUUAAUAAUUAGUAGCUUCUUAAUGGUGAUUUGUUUCAUUUUAAUUCAUCAUUAGGCCUUGGAGCUAUUUAAUCUUUUGCAUCUACCUAAGUGCUGGUGCAGUGCUUUUUAUUAAAAGCUAUUGACAACAGAUCCCAUCCUGAUCUGCAAAAACCGACACAUCCUCACAACAACAUCCGGUAGACGGAGUUGACCAAAUACGAGUUCAGGAUGGUUGAGUCAGAGAUUGUCGCCACGGGCAUGGCCGCCAAGCUCCGGAGCCAGUGGGAUCGAGACGAUGGUCUGGGACAGAACUACAAAGCAGUGAAGUUUCUGGGUCAGGAUUACGAGUCCCUCAAAGCCCGGUGCCUCCAGUGCAGGAAGCUGUUUGAGGAUGACCUUUUUCCUGCUAGUGCGACAUCUCUGGGAUUCAACGAGCUCGGCCCCAGGUCCUCCAAGACCUACGGAGUCCGCUGGAUGAGGCCUACGGAGAUCUGCAGACAGCCGGAGUUCAUCGUGGGCGGAGCUACUCGUACCGACAUCUGUCAGGGAGCUCUGGGGGACUGCUGGCUGUUGGCAGCCAUCGCCUCGCUGACCUUAAAUGAAGACCUCCUCCACAGAGUGGUUCCUCAUGGACAAGACUUCCAGCAUGGAUACGCUGGCAUCUUCCACUUCCAGUUCUGGCAGUUUGGCGAGUGGGUGGAUGUGGUGAUAGACGACCGGCUGCCAGUGAAGGACGGGAAGCUGCUGUUCGUCCACUCGGCAGAGGGAACCGAGUUCUGGAGUGCUCUGGUGGAGAAGGCCUAUGCCAAACUGAACGGCUGCUACGAGGCUCUGUCAGGUGGCAGCACAUCAGAGGGCUUUGAGGACUUCACAGGCGGCGUGACGGAGAUGUACGACCUGCAAAAGGCUCCGUCAGACCUCCACAGCAUCAUUCGCAGAGCCGUGGAGAGAGGAUCGCUGCUCGGCUGCUCCAUUGACAUCACCAGCACAACCGACAUGGAGGCCGUCACAUUUAAGAAGCUGGUCAAGGGACACGCCUACUCUGUGACUGGUGUGGACGAGGUGGUUUACAGAGGAACUCCUACAAAGCUGAUCCGGGUCAGGAACCCAUGGGGGGAGGUGGAAUGGACCGGGUCCUGGAGUGAUAACUCCAGAGAGUGGGACAGUGUGGACAGCUCCACCAGAAGUCGGCUGCAAAACCGCAGUGAAGACGGAGAAUUCUGGAUGGCCUUCAACGAAUUCCUGCGAGAGUUCAGUCGUCUGGAGAUCUGUAAUCUGACCGCAGACGCCCUGCAGAACACCCAGAUAAAGAAAUGGUCUACAUCGCUCUUUCAGGGGGAGUGGAGGCGAGGCAGCACUGCUGGAGGCUGCCGUAAUUACCCAGCUUCGUUUUGGCUGAAUCCUCAGUUUAAGAUCAACCUGCAGAACCCGGACACGCCUGGCAAGCGAGACUGCAGCUUCUUGGUUGCACUCAUGCAAAAGGACCGCAGGAAGAAGCGACGGGAGGGCGAAGACAUGGAGACCAUUGGGUUUGCUUUGUAUGAGGUCCCAAAUGAGUUCUUGGGGCAAACAGGGGUCCACCUGAAGAAAGACUUUUUCCUCACUCACGGCUCCAGUGCUCGUUCCGAGCAGUUCAUCAACCUGAGGGAGGUCAGCUCACGGCUGAAGCUGCCCGUCGGGGAGUACAUCGUUGUCCCCUCCACGUUUGAGCCCCACAAAGACGGCGACUUUGUCCUCAGGGUGUUCUCCGAAAAGCCUGCAACCUCAGAGGUGCUUGAUGACAAUAUUGCUGCAAAUCUUCCACCAGAGGAAAAACUGGACGAGAGUCAGAUCGACGCAGCCUUCAAGAAUCUCUUUAGACAGCUAGCCGGAGCAGACAUGGAGAUCAGCCUCAAAGAGCUGCAGACUAUACUGAACAGGAUCAUCGGCAAACAUAAGGACCUGAAGACGGACGGCUUCAGUAAAGAGUCUUGUCGCAGCAUGAUAAACCUCAUGGACACGGAUGGCAGUGGGAAGCUUGGGCUGACAGAGUUCCAUGUUCUUUGGGAGAAGAUCAAACGAUACUUGACAAUAUUCAGGCAGUUUGACUUGGACAAAUCGGGCACCAUGAGCUCCUACGAGAUGAGGAUGGCUCUUGAAUCUGCAGGCUUUAAACUCGACAACCGCCUGUUCCAGCUGAUCAUUUUGCGCUACACUGAAGAGGACAUGGCUGUGGACUUCGACAACUUUGUCACCUGCCUGGUCCGACUGGAGACCAUGUUCAAAACGUUUAAGACCAUGGACACAGAUGCAGAUGGUCAAAUAUCCCUCGACUUCUUCCAGUGGAUCACCCUGACCAUGUUUGCCUAGAGAUCCUGCUGCAGCUCUGGGCCCAGUAGUUUCAGAAGUGCCUUCUCUCCACCAGCUCCUCCUCUGCUCUGACACUCUCUUUUAAACAUUGGGUACAUUGGUCUGUUGCCUGUACUGGAAGAGAAUUAGCCAGAUGUUUAUUUGUAGCUUGAUUUGCCAAACGACCUUUAGCCCGACUGUCCGCUCUGUGCUGUGUUCUUCAUCGAUGCGAUCUGUUUUAUCCGUACAGAGCGUUACUGGGAAACGGGCCUAUUGGUUUAGUUAUAGUGGGUGGAGGCGAUCAGUUAUGACAGAUUUUACUAAAUGUUUUAUAUUUUUAUAAACGGGAUUUUAUAACUUAGCUGUAUUUGAUUGGUGAAAGGUGAAACGAGGACAAUGCGUUGCAUCAAAAUGUACUUUAAAAAAUCAGUUUCUCGAGCAGUUUGGUUAAAGCCAUUUGGUUUUAGCCUCCAAACAUCAGCACAAGCUUAGUUUUACACAUUUUUUUCAUAUUUUUGGAUGGUGUUGCACAACUUAUAGGUUUAGGGUUCUCCAGAGAAUAAACGGGCUCAUUAUUAUUUGAAUGCACUAAUUUAGUAACUGAAGAGGGUUCUACAAUUUCACGUUUUAUGUUCUAAACCUAAUGUUCACUCCUAUAUUCACUUGUACCACACAUCUUCCUACUUUCACUCUCAAGCACGGCUCAACAAUCAGAAUAAGUCACCUUGGGUCUUUAUUUCUAAAGGUUUCAGAUUCACUUCAAAAGAUUCUUCUCGUAAUUAAAAUCGGCAUUUUAGGGAGGAUUUGUUUGCUUGUUGGUAACCUGGUGAAAUGUGGCUUCAUGCAGCAACAACAAACCAGACGUACAUUAAUUAGGACGCAGUGUUAAUUCAUGAGUCAGGGUCCGUUUGAAGCUUCAACGACCAGUUGGGUAAAACAAGUCUCCUUGUUUUACUCGCAGGUCUAAAAGUCCAACCUGCCAAAAUAUUCCACCAAGUUUGAUUGGUUUAUUUUUAUUUUCUUAUACUGGCGUUGGAAUAAAAUCAGUUGGCUACUCGGCUCAUACGGCGUUCACCAGAAACCGUACAUUCUACCAACACCUUGUUUCUUCUUAUCCUUUAAUAACCAUAUAAUUAGUUUUUUAGGAUUUAGUCGCCACCGUUCACCAAUGUUAAAGGAUUCUCUAAAGUGUGUUUCUGGGAAUUUGUUCUCAACAGUUAACAUCACGCCUGCAGUAAAAAGCAGUCAGAGCGGAGAGUCUGAGAUACUCUCACGAGGAUUCGACGGACGUCUCGUCAGAUUGAGACUUAAAAUAGCUCAUUUUUUUUCCCCCCAAGCAAAACUUUUAUUGUAAUUCUCUGAAGACUGACCAUGUUGUACCAGAAUUUUAUUACAUACGGUGUAAAACAGGCGCAAACGUUGCUAAACUAUUACAUUGAUGGUCUGAUUAAAGAGAAUGUCCUCAGAUUAGCUGUUAGCUUGACUUCCCCAUAAGUGUUACUCAUGUUUUCAUCAACUGAGAUUAUUUUGUCUGCUUGUGUUGCAAAAUUUUGUCUGCAGGUAAGAUACUAUUUAACCCCCCCCCCCCCCCCUCAAUAAAUCCCAACAGUUUUAUCAGUUUAUUCAGCUGCUUAUGCAUCAAUACAGUAGAUGACACUAGUCACCUGUACCUUAAUUUAAAACCAAAUUAAUUUUAGUGUUUGUGUGUGUGUAUUCUAGACCCUUCUGCACUGAUAAACUUAAUAAUAUGCCUGUAUGGUGCAGCGGUUCUUCUAUACCAGAUUAACCUGUUUUCAUUAGAAGUAAAACGCCAGACUUUGCUUCUUCUCUCAGACGUGAGGUCUCUGAGGAAGCGACUGGGUUGGACUGGUUUUUGUGACUUUGGAUAUAAAAGGGGACAGAAACUUUAAAAUCAUGUCCUUGCCUUCCAUCUUUCAACAAAUGUGCUUAAAUAUCUUUGCUAGCCUUUAACGUUUCCAUUCAGCAUUCAUGAAACCUUACUGGGCUCUGCGGUUUGUGCAGACAAAGGUUUUGCACUGUAUGAUAAAGAAUGUGUUUACUUCUAUAUACCAGUGCUGUUUAGCUUCAUAUGUGAACUGCUCGAUGUUGUUCAAGGCAUUUUAGACUGUUCUAAAAUGUUGGGAGGAGAUGAUACCUUUAUUUGUCCCACCUUGGUAAUGGUUUUAUUUUUAUUUUAAAACAGGAUGUCUGUUUGGUUUUUAACCUUCCAAAGAUGAGAUUACAACCUUUUAAGGUGAAUAUGAACAAUUAUGCAAAGUAAAUGAAUGUUAUAUGCAUGUGGUGUUAAAUGUGAUCUGCCAAAUUUAUACUUUUUAAAGGGUAUGGGUCAUUUUCCAGCAUUUAAGUGUUUCAUUUAUACAAUAAAGGUUUUUUUGUAUUUUGCAAAAGAAGAAAUAGCAUUUGCACCAUGUUUUCACAAAACAACCUUUUUAUAUUGUAUCCUGCUUUGACAUCUUUGGGUUUUUUGCAGCGUAAUGCUUAUGCAAUGUUUAAAGUUUACAGGGGCGAUAAUCCGGGUCCCUUUGAACCCAUCGAUCAUGCAGCAGAUUGGUUUACGGUGCAACUUUCUCUAAAACCUCUGUACACUCUUUCAUAAUAAACCUGGGGGAGGUUUGCACAAGCCUCUGAUUUUCUCAUCA